AUGGAUCCAUACAACAAUUAUCCGAAGCCAUAUGGGCAACAAUACUCGUACGACGACAAUCCUUACUACAAGCCUUAUCAAGGACCAUCUUACCCCAUUCCGUCCUCGUCAUCGCACACCGCGCCUGUACCAGCCAAUGCUUACGAAUACGAUGUCGGUAUCCUUGCUCAGCAAAGUGUCUAUGUCCCUGGAGCUAUGAUAGACAAGCGAGGAGGGGCAGGGGGUAAACUGGCAAAGGGUGGUAAGAGGGUUACAGUUUUGCGCAAGGGCGGAGGGAAAACGUGGGAGGAUCAAACACUGCUGGAAUGGAGCCCAUCCUGGUUUCGACUAUUUGUUGGUGAUCUUAGUAACGAUGUGUCAGACGAUGUGCUUGCCAACGCCUUUAACAAAUACACAUCCUUCCAGAAAGCUCGAGUCAUUCGGGAUCGGUUGAGCCAAAAGGCAAAAUAUGGAUUUGUGGCAUUUUCGGACCCAGAGGAUUUCCUGAAGGCCUGGAAGGAAAUGGAUGGUAAAUAUGUUGGCAACCGACCGAUCAAGCUAAAGAAGGCGGACGAUGCUGCGAUUCGGCCGGUUGAGAUUGGCCACCGCAAAGCGAAGAAACUGGAGCAAGACUUGAAGAAGAACCGCCAUAAGCCAUACUGA
This is a messenger RNA of Psilocybe cubensis, 642 nucleotides long. RefSeq lists its product as uncharacterized. The record is from RefSeq and is a predicted model, not a curated record. Gene Ontology annotation, molecular function: mRNA binding. Lineage: Eukaryota; Fungi; Basidiomycota; Agaricomycetes; Agaricales; Agrocybaceae. Bases 1 to 642 code for a protein of 213 amino acids. The transcript has 4 exons.